Molecule: messenger RNA, 4751 nt
Organism: Colletotrichum phormii
Lineage: Eukaryota; Fungi; Ascomycota; Sordariomycetes; Glomerellales; Glomerellaceae
Product: DNA-dependent RNA polymerase
Exons: 1
Coding region: 225-4397 (1390 amino acids)
Biological process (GO): mitochondrial transcription
Cellular component (GO): mitochondrial DNA-directed RNA polymerase complex
Molecular function (GO): DNA-directed RNA polymerase activity; mitochondrial promoter sequence-specific DNA binding
Source: RefSeq, a predicted model, not a curated record
CCCAAAAUCUCUCCCUCCACCCAAAAUCUGUUGCAUCUGCCUCAUGCGCCUCAGCAUCGCAACGCAUUUGGUUCAUUCUCUGUACUUUGUAAUAUAGCCACGUUCUUUUCAUACUUCUUUUACUUAAUGCACCGCUACCUCUCCUAGACCUUCAACAGAUUUCCUUCUGUUGGAAACGACGACAACUUGCCCUGGUCUGUCCUUUCGUCGCGUGAGCUUUCAAGAUGCUCCUCAGGAACAGCCGGAGAAGUCUUUCUCUCCACCACGCGACAGUCUUCCGACCCUGUCGACCGACACCAAGAUGUUCAUUGACGACGAUAAACGCAAGCGAAAGAAGCAGACGGCUUUUCGGCACACAGCAUGAUGGACGGCCCACGAUGAGAAGAAGCAGCCUUAGCGGUGGGCGGAGUCUUGCCACCGCAGUCGAUGACCAUCAAUCCAUCGCAAGCUCCCACUACGACAGACUGAACAGCUCUGUUCUGCCAGCAUACCAAAACGUCUCGGGUCGCCCGAGUUACCACGAGUUACGCGCCUUCGAUCCCUCCUCGCCACUGGUACUCCAAGCGAACAAUGCACCGCCAAAUGCGCGCGGAAAAAUAAACAAUAACGGCGUUCCUGGUGACGUCGACGAAUUGUUACCGAUCUUCGAUGCCUGCAUCCGCGUAGGCAAAGUCGAUCGUGCACAAAUGGUCCUCAAGCGCUUGGCUGCUGUCCCAAGCUUCCCCGGCGAAGACUUGAUUUUCCUUCAUAACCGAUUCAUCCGAGCCUCUCUCGACCAGUUGCGCCUCCAUCCCGACCGGAAACAAGCCGAGAGCCUUCACAAGUGGUACGAGUUGCACAUCAACACCAGGGGCCUCCCCCAAACCGCCGAGACGAUCGCCUGCAUGCUCAAGGCCUCACUUAUGUCCGAACGCGACCACGACCGACGCCACCGAUUGGUUUCUCGCUACAUGAAACUGGCCCCCGGCGAGGCGGGCUUGCAAGUCCUAUCCAUGGCUGAGAUCCUUAGCGACCAAGACCUCGCAGUUAUUACGGAAAUCUGCCCCAUAUACAACCUUGCGCCUGAAGAAGAGACUCCAGCCCUCGAAGGCAAUGAUGAGUCUGAAGUGGCGGUCAACGAAUCAAGCGAAGCUUUGAAGUCCGCCCUCACGAAGCUUGUGCCUGAAGUCUUGGCCACACCACAGAAAGGCAUCGGACUGAAGACUUUGAAGCAGACGUUGAGCCUCUUCGACGAAAUACCUCAAGCAUGCGACAUCUCCACACUUCCGAUUCGCGAACGACGGGAGAUCCAAGCCCGUCUCGAGCGCGACUGUAUUGACGCAGCCGUUGAGCGUUGGCGCGAGGAGACCGAGUCCCUGCAAAAGAUGGGUCUCAAUACUGUAGUAACACACGCAUCACUCAACUCCCGCCUGUACGACUGGCAACUUGCGCUGGAGGCGCGACUCAAGGAAGAAAUGACCAAAAUCGAGAAAUCCGAGGCCGUCGCGAAGAAGACGCCUGAAGAUUACGACCGAUGUGUGUACGGGCCCUUCUUCAGACUUUCUACGCCCGGCCGUCUUGCCGCUGUUACCAUUCUCAGCACCUUGAGCUCUGUUACCAUCACUGGUGUCGACCGUGGUGUGGGCCUUACAACCGUCAUUACUAGCCUCGCAAGACUCACCGAAGAUGAUAUCCGAGCUCAACUCGCAACCCAGAAGGUCAAGAAAGCCACCAGGAGCAGAAAGGUGGUCAUGGCCAAACCUGCAAAGGAUGAGAGCAAGACGUCAUCGAACGAGGUGGCCAGCAAUCAGUUGUACAGUGAUGAAGAAGCCAGGGAGACCGCCCUCGCCGAUGCAGCCUGGCCUGCUGCAGUGAAGGCGAAGGUCGGCGCGGCACUCAUGUCUGCUCUCCUCGAGACUGCCAAGAUCAAAGUUGUGAGGGAACAUCCCGAAACGAAGGCCCUCGUUAGCCAGUUCCAGCCCGCGUUUUCUCACGCUACUCAACUCAAGAGGGGCAAGAAGAUCGGUAUGAUCUUGCCCAACAAGGAGCUCGUCAACGUCAUGAAGCGAGAACCUCAGGGCGACUACCUGGCUAAACACCUACCCAUGGUUGUGGAGCCGGAGCCGUGGCAGUCCUUCGAAAAGGGUGGCUUUCUCGAAAGCAGAGCCGCCCUUGUUCGUGUCAAGCAGGGUGACAGGGACCAGAGAUUGUACAGCGAAGCAGCUAUCGCCCGCGGGGACAUGGACCAAGUUUUCAAAGGCUUGGAUGUUCUAGGAAGAACCCCUUGGCGGAUUAACAAUCCAGUUCUCAACGUUAUGCUCGAGGUUUGGAAUAGUGGCGAGGCGUUGGCAAACAUUCCGGCGUUGAACCCCAAUAUACCUACGCCCACCGAGCCCGCACCCUCUGAGGAUCCUUCUGAACGCAUUCUCUGGAUUAGAGCCGUAAAGGCCGCCGAGAACGAGAGGGGUGGUUUACAUUCCAUUCGCUGCUUCAUGAAUUUCCAGUUGGAGAUCGCUCGUGCUUUCAGGAACCAAACCUUUUACUUCCCUCACAACAUUGACUUCCGAGGUCGUGCCUAUCCUCUCCCGACCUACCUCAACCACAUGGGUCCCGACCAUGUCCGUGGCAUUCUUCGCUUUGCUAAGGGCAAGGAGCUUGGCGAGCAGGGUCUCAAGUGGCUCAAGGUUCACUUGUCCAACGUCUUCGGUUUCGACAAGGCCAGUCUCAACGACAGAGCAGCUUUCACCAUGGAUAACUUGGCCAACGUCAUGGAUUCAGCCAAUAACCCGCUCAAUGGCAACCGCUGGUGGCUAAAGGCCGAGGACCCAUGGCAGUGUCUUGCAGCCUGUUUCGAACUGAAGGCAGCACUCGAAUCCCCGGAACCGGAGAAAUACGUCUCUAGCCUUCCGGUGCAUCAGGAUGGCACUUGUAACGGUCUCCAGCAUUAUGCCGCCCUCGGUGGUGACAUUUGGGGUGCUCGCCAGGUUAAUCUCGAGCCCGGCGACAAGCCUGCUGACGUUUACUCUGCGGUCGCCAACAUUGUCAAAGAUCACAUUGCCAAGGAUGCGGAAGGGGGCAACCCUUUUGCGCAGGCUAUGGAAGGAAAGAUUACGAGAAAGGUGGUCAAGCAGACCGUCAUGACCAACGUCUACGGCGUCACAUUUGCUGGUGCUAAGAAACAGGUCUGCAAGCAGCUCGAUUCGCUGUACCCCAACUUGCCAAAGGAGUGUGGCAUCGAGAAUAUUGUCACCGCUUCUUAUGUGGCCACUCUCGUCUUCAAGGCUCUUUCGUCCAUGUUCCGCGGUGCUCACGAUAUCCAGUACUGGCUUGGUGAGAUUGGCGGUCGUGUUUGCAGGGCUUUGUCAGCUGAGCAACUGGAGCGGAUCGCGAACGAUGGAAUCGUGCCCGUGCUGUCGAGGACGAAGUCCACCGAGACAAUGACUUCGACUGACGAACUCUUGGCACAAUUCCGCGCCACUAUUGUUUGGACCACACCGCUACGCAUGCCCGUCGCCCAGCCGUAUCGCAAGAGCGGGACCCGAAUCAUCAAGACGUCCCUCCAGGAUCUCUCUCUCACCAUUCCCGAUCGCACCGAUCCAGUCCACCGCAAGAAGCAGCUGCAAGCGUUCCCUCCCAACUUCAUUCACUCCCUCGACGCAACGCAUAUGCUGCUGUCAGCGCUGGAGUGCUCUGAGAUGGGACUGGACUUUGCUGCUGUCCACGACUCAUUUUGGACGCACGCCUCUGACGUCAACACGAUGAACCGUGUUCUCCGUGACGCCUUUGUCAGAAUCCACGAGGAGGAUGUCGUCGGCCGUCUCGCUGCCGAGUUCGAGGCUCGUUACCGCGGCUCCAUCUACCUGGCAAAGAUCAACGUCGGAACCGAGGUCGAGAAGAAGAUCGCUGCCCUGCGAAAGCAGAAGAAGACCACGUCCAAGGAGGAGCUCCUAUUGGAGUACAAGAGACAGACGCUCCUCCGCUCCGGGGACCCCGAGCAGAUUGCGGAGGCCAAGGAGAUGGUCACGCCCGCUAGCAUCUUUGAGGAGAUGUCGGCUACCGAAGCCCUGGCACAGGGCGAGGACAUGAAAGCCAUGGGCCUCGGCGAGAUUGCCGAGGACGCGGACGAGACCGAUGUCAAGAUGGAGUCUAGCGUUGGCGACGAAGCCAAUGAUGCCGAGACUUCCUCCAAGAUCGUCGAGGAAGGGCUCCUCAGCGGCGCCAGCUCCCAGUUCGCUUCAAAAAUGCUCAAGAACAUGGAGGAGUCGCACUUCAAGAAAAGUGUCUUUUCUUCGCCCAAGAGAGGCGCGCCACGCCCCAAGACCAUCUCGGUCUGGCUUCCUUUGACCUUCCCCCCGAUCCCCGAGAAGGGCGACUUUGACGUGCAAAGACUCAAGGAGAGCGAGUACUUCUUCUCGUGAUCUGCGUUUCUCAUAUUUGGCAUAAGAGUCGACGCGAAAGACAUGGGCCAUUGCAUGCGGAGGACCUUUUUUUUGUUUGGGAGAGAUUGAUUGCAUAUUCUGAUUGGUUGCAUCCGCGAUGGCGUUGAUGAUUGUACAAAAAAGGGGGCGUUUCUUUUGAUGGUCCCAAGGACGGCGUUUAAAACAAAACCCAAGAAGCAAGACAACUCCCAAGAAGGUGUGUUUGGGCAUGUGUACGAUGUUUGAUAACUAGACAAUUGUGUAAAUAAGGUAGAUGGGAUGAAAGAGUCCCCUGGCUUCGGGUGUUGAUGCGGAGUAUCUCUCCCACCACACGAAUAAAGAUUUGUAAAACAG